Molecule: messenger RNA, 885 nt
Organism: Adineta steineri
Lineage: Eukaryota; Metazoa; Rotifera; Eurotatoria; Adinetida; Adinetidae
Source: the annotation of a GenBank genome assembly
AUGUCAUUUUCUUCAUGGUUUAUUCCCUGUGUGCCAAAUGAUUCAUCACAAAUUGUAUAUGUUUGGAUUGAUGCUCUUAUUAAUUAUUUAACUGUUGCUGGUUAUCCAAAUGAACUAGUUCAUUGGCCUCCUAAUUGUCAAAUAAUUGGAAAAGAAAUUAUUCGAUUUCAUGCAAUCUAUUGGCCGGCAUUACUUAUGGGACUUAAUCUUGAAUUACCACAUCAAUUAAUUGUUCAUGGACAUUGGUUGAAAGACGAUAGAAAAAUGUCAAAAAGUGUUGGUAAUGUGAUUGAUCCAUUUGAUUUACUAAGCAAAUUUCAAUGCGAUGGAGUUCGCUAUUGUUUAUUACGUGAAGAUAUACUCUCACAAGAUGCAAAUUUUAAUGAAUAUAAAAUGAAAAAAUAUUUAAAUGCAGAAUUAGCAAAUACACUUGGUAAUCUACUUAAUCGUGUUACAUCAUCAACAAUAAAUCCACAACAAAUCUAUCCAUCUCAUCCUUUACAUUCAUAUCCUUCUUCAACAAAAGAACUGAUCGAACAAUGUACUAAUCUUCCAUCACGUGUCGCACAUGCCUAUGAUUCAUAUGAAUUCUAUCAUGGAAUUAUUGCUAUUAUGGAUGUUCUUCGAACAUGUAAUGGUUAUGUACAAUCUGAACAACCAUGGUUAUUAGCUAAAUCAUCUAAAGAAUCUGAUCAACAACGUUUACAAAUAUUAAUUUAUUCAACACUUGAAUGUUUACGUAUUUGUGGUAUACUUCUUCAACCAAUUAUACCAUCGAUUGCUAAACAAUUACUUGAUAUACUUGCUAUUGAUCAAGCAAAACGUACAUUACAUGAUUGUAAUAUUUUAAUUGAACAUAAUGAAAAAAAAAUUAAAUAUUAUUAA